UAGCAGAUUCGCGCUAUUGCGUCCGACUUGAGGGUGAGCAGGCUUGGGGAAGCCGGCUGCUUGUGAUACGUUUGAACAUGACGGAUCGCAAAGGAACAGCUAAGGUUGAUUAUCUGAAGAGGAUUGAAAAGGAUAUCCAGAAAAAAUGGGACGAAAACAAGUUGUUUGAAAUUGAUGCUGUAGACCCAGGGAGUGCAGAGAGUAGUCAGCCAAAGUACAUGGUAACUUUUCCCUAUCCAUACAUGAAUGGGCGACUUCAUCUGGGGCAUUCUUUCUCUUUGUCCAAAUGUGAGUUUGCUGUAGGAUUUCACCGUUUAAAGGGAAGAAGAUGCCUGUUUCCUUUUGGAUUACAUUGCACUGGCAUGCCCAUCAAGGCCUGUGCUGAUAAACUGAAGCGGGAGCUGGAGCUGUAUGGUAACCCACCUCAAUUUCCAGAGGAGGUCGAGGAGGCGGAAGAGACACCAGCAAAAAAUCAGGAAGAAACUGUUAUAAAGGACAAGGCAAAGGCCAAAAAAAGUAAAGCUGCUGCUAAGAGUGGUGGAGCUAAGUUCCAGUGGAUCAUCAUGAAAUCUCUGGGUCUAUCUGAUGAAGAGAUUGUGAAGUUUGCAGAGGCUGAAUAUUGGCUUGAUUACUUUCCAGUGAUGGCUAUCCAGGAUUUGAAGAAAAUGGGAUUAAAAAUUGAUUGGCGACGCUCCUUCAUCACCACCGAUGUAAACCCCUUUUAUGAUUCAUUUGUGAAAUGGCAAUUUGUGAUUUUAAAAGAAAAGAAGAAAGUCAAGUUUGGUAAAAGGUACACUAUUUAUUCUCCAAAAGAUGGACAACCCUGUAUGGACCAUGAUCGACACAGUGGAGAGGGUGUAGGUCCUCAAGAAUACACACUAAUUAAAAUGAAGAUCCUUGAACCAUAUCCAGCAAAACUAAGUGGCUUUAAGGGAAGAAACAUUUAUUUGGUGGCAGCCACGCUGAGACCAGAGACCAUGUUUGGUCAAACUAACUGCUGGGUCCGCCCAGACAUGAAUUAUGUUGCCUUUGAAACAGUAAAUGGGGACAUUUUCAUCUGUACAAAGCGAGCAGCAAGGAACAUGUCCUUCCAGGGUUUUACCAAAGAGAAUGGAGAAGUACCUCUGGUUCUGACAGUUAUUGGCGAGGACAUCCUUGGUGUUUCACUGAGUGCUCCCUUGACAUCCUACAAGAUUAUUUAUGCUCUCCCCAUGCUCACCAUUAAAGAAGACAAAGGCACUGGUAUCGUCACCAGUGUUCCAUCUGAUGCCCCAGAUGAUAUUGCAGCUCUCCGCGACCUAAAGAAAAAGAAGGCUUUGAGGGAGAAGUAUGGAAUUACUGAUGAAAUGGUCCUACCGUUUGAACCAGUUCCUAUAAUUGAAAUCCCUGGGUAUGGGAAUCUCUCUGCACCAACAGUGUGCGACGAACUGAACAUUCAAAGCCAGAAUGACCGGGAAAAGCUUGUGGAGGCCAAAGAGCGUGUUUACCUGAAAGGCUUUUAUGAGGGGGUAAUGCUUGUAGAUGGUUACAAAGGGCAGAAAGUUCAAGAAGUCAAGAAACCAAUUCAACGAAAAAUGAUAGAUAACGGAGAAGCCAUGAUCUACAUGGAACCUGAGAAGCAAGUUAUAUCUAGGUCUGCUGAUGAAUGUGUUGUAGCACUGUGUGACCAGUGGUACCUGGAUUAUGGUGAAGAAAGUUGGAAGAAACAGGCUGUAGAUUGCCUCUCAACUCUAGAAACGUACUGUGAGGAGACUAGAAGGAACUUUGAAGCCAGCCUUGAGUGGUUACAGGACCAUGCCUGUUCAAGAACAUAUGGCCUUGGUUCUCGACUGCCAUGGGAUGACCAAUGGCUGAUAGAGUCUCUCUCUGAUUCCUCAAUUUAUAUGGCAUACUACACUGUUGCCCAUCUAUUACAUAAGGGAUGUUUAAAUGGUCAAACCUCUGGCCCAUUGGGAAUCAGGCCAGAACAGAUGACCAGAGAAGUUUGGGAUUAUGUGUUUUUGAAGGCUGCUCCAUUUCCAGAGACUGCAAUUCCAAAACAGAAUCUAGAUCAAUUGAAAAAAGAAUUUGAAUAUUGGUAUCCUGUAGACUUAAGAGUCUCUGGGAAAGACUUGAUUCCAAAUCAUCUCUCCUACUACCUGUAUAACCAUGUAGCCAUGUGGCCCAGUGAUAGAUCAAAAUGGCCUCGAGCUGUAAGAGCAAAUGGACACUUACUACUGAAUUCAGAAAAAAUGUCUAAAUCUACAGGGAAUUUCCUUACCCUGAGUGAAGCUGUAGAAAAAUUCUCUGCAGAUGGAAUGCGCCUUGCUCUUGCUGAUGCUGGUGACACUGUGGAAGAUGCAAACUUUGUAGAAACUAUGACUGAUGCUGGUAUCCUGAGGCUCUAUACUUGGGUGGAAUGGGUUAAGGAGAUGAUUGCGAAUCGUGAGAGCCUUCGCAGUGGACCUGCCAACACCUUCAAUGACCGAGUCUUUGCCAGUGAGAUGAAUGCUGGCAUUCUGAAGACAGAGCAGCAUUUUGAGAAAAUGAUGUUUAAGGAAGCUUUGAAAACGGGUUUCUUUGAAUUUCAGGCUGCAAAGGACAAGUACCGUGAGGUUGCUGUGGAAGGAAUGCACCAGGAUCUGGUCUUCCAUUUCAUUGAAAUUCAGACUCUGCUGCUGGCUCCAAUAUGUCCCCACCUUUGUGAGCAUAUCUGGGCACUUCUAGGCAAGACUGAGUCACUGAUGAAGGCAAGCUGGCCAGUAGCUGGACAUGUGGAUGAAAUCCUCAUUCGUUCAUCUCAAUACUUAAUGGAAACUGCUCACGAUGUUCGACUCCGUGCCAAGAAUUAUAUGAUUUCUGGAAAAUGCAAAAAAGGAGAUCCAAAACCAACACAGAAGCCUUCUCAUUGUAAUAUCUACGUGGCGAAGAACUACCCUCCAUGGCAACACGCUACACUUCAGUUGCUGCGUAAUCACUAUGAGAAAAAUGGUGGUCAGCUGCCAGACAAUAAAAUCAUUGCAGGUGAACUGAAAGACCUACCUGAGCUGAAGAAGUAUCUGAAGAAAGUCAUGCCCUUUGUUGCUAUGAUCAAGGAAAACCUGGAAAAAAAUGGGCCUCGAGUCCUUGAUCUGGAGCUGGAGUUUGAUGAACGUAGUGUCUUGAUGGAGAACAUUGUCUACUUAACAAAUUCAUUGGAGUUGGACCAUAUUGAUGUUCUGUUUGCAACAGAAGCAGAUGAUAAAAUCCGAGAAGAGUGCUGCCCAGGAAAGCCAAUUUUUGCCUUUAGAACAGAGCCAAGUGUGCCCCUUUUCCUGGUAAAUCCUCAGCCAGCAAAUGGACAUUUCUCUACGAAGAUUGACAUCCGACAGGGUGAUAAAAAGGAUGCUGUAAUUCGAAAACUCCUGAAGAUUGACAGAGGUAUCAAAGAUCUUGCACAAGUGAAGCUGAUGAGAUAUGAAGACCCUGUACUGGGCCCACGACGGGUUCCAGUCCUUGGGAAGGAAUCUGUGGGUAAAGUUGCCAUUUCUGAGAAGGCAUCCUUUCACAUAGACCUGACUGCAAAAAAGAUCCAGCUGAUUGACAAUGGCUUAACAGUUGAUGUGGGUGAUACUUUAAUCUACCUGGUUUACUGAUACACAGCAGAAUUGACCUUUUUAUGUUCACCUUAGUUGUCAAUUGAAAUACUUCUGUAUUGACAUUGAUACUUUUGCUAUUGCCUUUUCAAAGCAAAUGUUAUACAUUUUACUAUAUAAUUGAGUGAAAUAACUAGAAUAAAGUGAAAUAAGGCUACUGACAUCAUCAUGUUAUUGAAUUUUUCUUCGCUGUGUAGUUUGCCAACAUUGUGUUGUAUCUGGACAGCCUCAAACUUGAGUUGUUCGGUGCAGAAAAGAGCAGGUUCUCGAAAUGAAAAGGAUAUUGGUCUCUUGGAACUUGCCAUUUGGUGUAAACAACAUGAGUAGCAAACUGGCAGUUGUGAUCUAUCUAGUCUAUUCCACGUGACACCACCUGUAGCUGCACUAGUGCAACAUCUUUAGGUAAUGUGUUCCAUGUUUGUUCACCAGGGCAUUAUAAAACAAAAUUUGACACACAGCCACAUGUGGACAUAACCAGUCAGAUGAUCAAAAGCAUGGUCUUAGUGAUAGAUUUUAAGCAGACUGUGAAGAAGGUGAAGUAGAGAGGAGUGCUGUGGGGAAACUAUUCAUAUCAUUGGGGCCAAGGCAACCAAAGGCACAGGAACCAAUUUAAAUAACAAAUUAAAUUUAAAAUUAGCAAUGCUAAAGGUGCGGAAUUAGAGGAGCUCAAGAUAUCUUGGCAUGUUGAGGGAUUGGAAGAGAUUAGAAAUAAGGAGGGGAGACACAGAUUUGGGGGGGAAAAAAAUGUAAAUUUUAAUAUCAAAAUCAUUUGUCUGGGAACCAUGCAAGCUGCUGAGCCUAGUGAUAAGGUAACAUUACUUUGUGGGAGUUGAGACAUGGAUAGCAGAGUCUUGGAUGACCUCAAAUCCAUGAAAAGCUUUGAAAUUCUGAGACUGCACUUUCAAAGGCAGCAUGAACGGUUGCUGGAUGUGGAUUAAUUAUUAUACUGUUAAGUUUUCUCAAUCUAUAGUUUAUUUCAAAAUUAAUUUUCCAUUUUUCUCCAAGUAUGAAGUCCAAUGUGUUAUGCAUGUUAAAACCACUACUUAAAAACAGGUCAUCUGAUCACUGUUUAGCUAUUUGAAUACUUGCUGCACAUACAUUACCUGCUUUUUCUUACACUGUGCCGUGAGAAUUUACUAAACACUUUCUUUAGAGCACAUAAGGACUUCAUGAAUUUAUGAAACAUGUGACAUCAAUGCAAUUCUUAAUUCCUUUUAACACUGCUGAUACUUUGGAAAAUUUGUUCAGUACAAACACUUAGUUUACAUAAUUUGAGUUUGGUUCAAAUAAUGACGACAGCUCUGACAAAAUUAGACCAAGGGAGGUUUAUCGAGUGAUCGAGGCCACCAGCUAAUUUUUUUUCUUGAUACAAGACAAUGUUCUAAUUUGUUUUUCUUUCAUAGUUCAAAAAGGGGUUCAACCCCUAAUUUUGAGCAUCCAAAUUAUGAAAUCUAAUGGCUGGAUUGUGCAAGCAGAGUAAGUUGUUUACACUAGACUGUACCCAUUACAAUUCUGGAAUUAGAAACCCAAAAUGGGGGAUAAACUGAUAAAUUAUGCAGAUUGGAUGGAUGCACGGAUGCAAGAGAUGGUUGAAAUUUGAAACUUUUCCACAAAUGACCAUCAACUAUAGAUCAAUUGUUAAUGUUGCGAUUAGUACAUUUUUGUUAAUCAAGGAUAUUAAGGGCUGUAAAAUUAGAUCACAGAUCAGUGAUAAUUCAAUGGAUGGAAUGGUCUCCAGAGGUAAAAGUAGCCCGAUCAAAUUCCCAGAUUCUGACAUACUCUUAAAUUCAAACUAUGUUGAUGUAACUAUUUUAUCCUGAAUUAGAAUAAUAUAUUUGUAUUGAUAUAUUGCUUUAUCAUUUGUUACAGUGCUUUCAUACAAAAAGAUUGCUUUUGCUUUUGGGAUGCAGUGUUUGUUUUGAGUUGCUUAAUAAUGCAUGUGUAUAAAAAAUACAAGAUGAACUGCCGCUGACUAUGGAUUAUAUUGUAUUGAGAGGCAAAUUUAUCAUAGUCCUGUUGGACCAUGUGGCUGCUCAUUAGAGAGACUGGGAUGGUUUAACUUGAGGGUCAUCACACCUCAGACAAAGAGAGGGUUGAGAAGGAUCGUCCUUCAUGGUAACCUAAGCCAGUACGGGAAUUGAACUCAUUCGACCAUAAGAUAGAUGACCGGAAUUAGGCCAUUUGGUUGCUCUGCCUUUCAGUCAUGGCUUAUGUAUUUCUCAACCCCAUGCUCCUGCCUUCUCCCUGUAAUCCUUGAUCACCUUACCAAUCAAAACCUAUCUAUCAAUUCUUAAAUACACUCAGCUUGACUUUUCCACAGAUUAACCACCCGCUGGUUGAAGAAAUUCUUCAUCAUCUCACUUCUAAAGUGCCACCCUUUAACUCUUAAGGCUGCACCCUCAAGUCCUAUUUUUUUCCGUUGUGACAAUAUGUGCCUUCAAAGGGAUUUGUUCUGCCUUGUUUCUGUUUGAGAGACGGUAUAAACCUAGUGCUGAGGUGUCUGCUCCAUGGAAAGCUGAAGAAAUAACUUUGUGUUUUUUUUAAAUUGGACAAAAGCAUGAGUAGGAGUCAGAAUCUCUCAAACCCAGGGUUUAGUUUUGCUUUCAGUUGUUGAAAUUAGGGGUUUUAGAGUUAAAACUGCUAGGAACAGCUCGGUAUCUGCUCAUGCAAAAAGCUUGAGCUACCUCUGCUGAUGGGUUCAUUCUUUCGAGUUUUCCUUUCUCCUCGACUAGAGCAGAUUGCAUUUGAAAGAAAUUUGUUUUGCUGAAUUUACCUAAACGGAGGGUGUGUAUAUGGGAUGCUGCUAUAUUGGAACGGCUAGUGAGAAGCAGUUAAAAUAUAUGUUAUUUGUUAAAUAUUUUCAUAGCUAAAGUUAUGUCAGUUCUUCUAUUUUUGUAUUAUAUCUGUGGUGUAAGAAUAAAGUAUGUUUUGCUUUUAAAGCCUACUA
This is a messenger RNA of Stegostoma tigrinum, 6561 nucleotides long. It is a transcript of the gene lars1b, whose product is annotated as leucyl-tRNA synthetase 1b. NCBI's taxonomy places the organism in Eukaryota, Metazoa, Chordata, Chondrichthyes, Orectolobiformes, Stegostomatidae. The transcript is spliced from 32 exons. The record is from RefSeq and is a predicted model, not a curated record. Gene Ontology annotation, biological process: leucyl-tRNA aminoacylation. Gene Ontology annotation, molecular function: aminoacyl-tRNA deacylase activity; ATP binding; leucine-tRNA ligase activity. The coding region runs from base 78 to 3614 and encodes 1178 amino acids.